CAGGAUGGAAAAAAUGAUUAUUGAAGAUAAUGAAAUUGAAAGAAGCGAUAUACCAAUCACAGAAGAGAGUUUAAUAAGUUUAGAAAAAUUAGAUAGAGCCUCUCCAGAUUUAUGGCCAGAGCAAAGUAUUACAAAAUUUGUUGCACAAAAUUCACCACAAAUGGAGAUUCCAGUCUGGUCAACUAAUUUAACGACCGAUGAUAUGAAUCAGUUAUAUCAAUUAGGACAUUUGUCAAUGAACGAAUUAAUAACAGAAGUAAAGAAGCUACACGAUACAGCUUAUCAACUUGGGCUUGAAGAGGCAAAGGAAAUGACAAGAGGAAAGUACUUAAAUAUAUUUAAGCAAAAAUAGAUAAUAAAAAUUAUGGUAAUAAAAUUGUAUU
Messenger RNA from Ceratosolen solmsi marchali, 383 nucleotides. It is a transcript of the gene lin-52, whose product is annotated as DREAM core complex component lin-52. The record is from RefSeq and is a predicted model, not a curated record. Gene Ontology annotation, biological process: regulation of DNA-templated transcription. Lineage: Eukaryota; Metazoa; Arthropoda; Insecta; Hymenoptera; Agaonidae. The transcript has a single exon. Bases 5 to 352 code for a protein of 115 amino acids. Gene Ontology annotation, cellular component: DRM complex.